CCCCGGCUCCGGAGGAUAAACAAGAGCGGGGACGGGAUGAGGCGGCGGUUGAUCCCCGAGCAGCUAGUGGCGGUCACCGAGGCGGCGAGUGGGACCCGGCGCCGACCCUGAGCGCACCCGACCCGCCCUCCCGCGCUCGCGUCCCAGGCCGGGCCGACCUGCCCGCCCGCCCUCUGCGCGCCCACCAUGAACCUGGCGAGUCAGAGCGGCGAGGCUGGCGCGGGCCAGCUGCUCUUCGCCAACUUCAACCAGGACAACACGUCCCUAGCUGUUGGUAGUAAGUCCGGUUAUAAAUUUUUCUCCCUUUCUUCUGUGGAUAAACUGGAACAGAUCUAUGAAUGCACUGAUACUGAAGAUGUGUGCAUUGUAGAAAGAUUGUUCUCAAGCAGCUUAGUGGCCAUCGUCAGCCUCAAAGCUCCUAGGAAGCUAAAAGUUUGCCACUUUAAGAAAGGCACUGAGAUCUGCAACUAUAGCUACUCCAACACGAUCCUGGCUGUGAAGUUGAACCGGCAGAGGCUAAUAGUGUGCCUGGAAGAAUCUCUCUAUAUACACAACAUUCGGGACAUGAAGGUACUGCAUACAAUCAGGGAGACCCCCCCAAACCCUGCAGGCUUGUGUGCGCUGUCAAUAAACAACGACAAUUGUUACUUGGCAUACCCAGGCAGUGCAAGCAUCGGGGAGGUGCAAGUCUUCGACACCAUUAACUUGAGAGCUGCCAACAUGAUCCCGGCUCAUGACAGCCCUUUAGCAGCACUGGCCUUCGACGCAAGUGGAACCAAGCUCGCCACUGCUUCUGAGAAGGGAACUGUGAUUAGGGUGUUUUCCAUUCCGGAGGGACAGAAACUCUUUGAGUUCCGGAGAGGAGUUAAGAGGUGUGUGAGCAUCUGCUCACUGGCCUUCAGCAUGGACGGCAUGUUCCUCUCGGCGUCCAGCAACACUGAGACUGUGCACAUCUUCAAACUCGAGACUGUGAAAGAAAAACCUCAGGAGGAACCUACCACCUGGACCGGGUACUUCGGAAAAGUGCUCAUGGCUUCUACCAGCUACUUGCCCUCUCAAGUCACUGAAAUGUUCAACCAGGGCAGAGCCUUUGCCACUGUCCGCCUGCCUUUUUGUGGCCAUAAAAAUAUCUGCUCCCUGGCCACAAUUCAAAAGAUUCCUCGAUUACUGGUUGGAGCUUCUGAUGGAUACUUAUACAUGUACAACCUGGACCCCCAGGAAGGAGGCGAGUGUACCCUGAUGAAACAGCACAAGUUGGAUGGCAGCAUGGAGACAACCAACGAAAUCUUGGACUCGGCCUCUCAUGACUGCCCCUUAGUAACUCAGACCUACAGCACAGCUGUAGCCAAAGGUACUCACGUGCCUUCGUCCCCGACAAGACUUGCCUACACAGAUGAGCUGGGUGCAGCAGGUGGCACUUGCCUGGAAGAGGAAGCAGGUGCCCUGCGGCUGGAGGAAGACAGUGAGCACCCUCCCAUGAUUCUUCGGACUGACUGACCUUGACCUGUGAACUCUGACCCCAGAAGCAGAGAACACUGGCUUGACAGAGGACUUUGUGUUAUGCUGCUAUGAACUUAGACCUGAGUUGGGGGAGAAGAUGGCAGAGAC
This is a messenger RNA of Talpa occidentalis (Iberian mole), 1608 nucleotides long. It is a transcript of the gene WIPI2, whose product is annotated as WD repeat domain, phosphoinositide interacting 2. Gene Ontology annotation, biological process: protein lipidation; protein localization to phagophore assembly site; autophagy of mitochondrion. Bases 187 to 1497 code for a protein of 436 amino acids. The transcript is spliced from 12 exons. The record is from RefSeq and is a predicted model, not a curated record. Lineage: Eukaryota; Metazoa; Chordata; Mammalia; Eulipotyphla; Talpidae. Gene Ontology annotation, molecular function: phosphatidylinositol-3-phosphate binding; phosphatidylinositol-3,5-bisphosphate binding; protein binding. Gene Ontology annotation, cellular component: extrinsic component of membrane; cytosol; phagophore assembly site membrane.